Molecule: messenger RNA, 687 nt
Organism: Monosiga brevicollis MX1
Lineage: Eukaryota; Choanoflagellata; Craspedida; Salpingoecidae
Exons: 3
Biological process (GO): snoRNA splicing
Cellular component (GO): U2-type spliceosomal complex
Molecular function (GO): metal ion binding
Source: RefSeq, a predicted model, not a curated record
CGCAGCAAGCAUGAGGCUCAAAUGGAUGGUCCACGCGAUGGAGGCGCCACCAUGACCACUGAGAUUGACACCGCCCACGACAAGGAUGCCCAAGCGCUCUUCGACAAGCAACAGAGACUAAAUGCAGAGCUGGAAGAUGUGAACGACAACGAGUACCGCGGCCAAACGGCUUAUCAACAAUUCAACAAGAUCAAAGACACGGUAGCUGGCAAUGCCUUUAAGAGCGGUGCCGGCCGCGGGCCACAGCGCGCGCCCCUGCACAUUCGCAGCAGCGUGCGAUGGGAUUAUCAGCCCGACAUUUGCAAAGAUUACAAAGAAACGGGCUACUGCGGCUUUGGUGACACGUGCAAAUUCUUGCACGACCGCAGUGAUUACAAGGCGGGCUGGGAGAUUGAUCGGGAAAUCGACCAGGGCCGCUACAACGCCGUCGACGUGAGGCAAUACCAGAUUGAGCACAGUGACUCGGACUCGGACGAUGAGCUUCCGUUUGCCUGUUUCAUUUGCCGCGAACCCUUCAAGAACCCCGUUGUGACUCCCUGCAACCACUACUUUUGUGAAAAAUGUUUGUUGGCACACUUUCGCAAAAGCAAGAAGUGCUAUGUCUGUUCGGAGCCUACGAAUGGCGUGUUUCGGCCAGCACGGGACAUUAUUGCCAAGCAAAAGGAGCAGGCCCAGGCCCAGGCCCAG